AUGGACGUUCUUGACGGUGUUCCGCGAUCGGUGCUCGGUUAUCCGGUGAAAACGCGUACCCAAAUUGUGAUGACAUUCCUAGUGCCGGUGAUCUUCGAGCUGAUGGUUUACAUCGUACUGACAACGGCGGAUAUUUUGGUGACCGUCGAACACUUUCGCAACGGUAACCCGUCCUGGGGUUGGUUCACACUGUCUCUUAUCUGGCUACCAUCGUUAGUGUGCUUUUGCUCCAUCAUAUCUACCCCGGAAAGGUGGCCAGAUCAGAUUGGGUGUGACGAACGGACAAGACGCUUUUUAUUUAUCAACACGGCUAUCCUGGUGUUCUUUCCGCUCGCUGCUCUCUAUCGCUUUAGUAGACGCAUUUUCUGGAGUGUUGAAGCCCUUUUCCACGAUAAGAAUACUUAUGGACGGGCACAAUCGGUGGCAAAAAUAUUGGAAAUGUCGCCCUGUGAGCUGUAUCACUUUCUUCAAGCUUUUCUGCAGGCGGCUCCACAGAUGAUGCUUCAGCUUUACGUCCUGUUACGCGAUAACACUUUUCGCAACUAUGACACGGUCACGGCACAGGUGAUCAGUGUCGUUUUCUCCUUCCUUACCAUGGCCACUAUCAUCACCAGCUAUCAACGUUUCGAAAGUCAAAAGAUCGUUGGUCGGUGCUAUCCGUGGAGUACGCCCGAGCAGGCGACGACGCGUCGCAAAGAGCUACUACGGUCAACUAGCACGGCUAAAAACACGCUUGCGACCCAAACACCGUCGAUCGCUCCGGAAGCGGAUCCGAUCGUACCGAACAUAAUGCGCAACUUCUACUCACGUUAUGGCAGCGAUGAAGAACGAAUGACCGAAGUAAGCGCACAUUUUGGUGCACCUAGCAGCCCCCGCAAAACGUUAAACGUCGAUGCGAUCAAUUUCAAUCGUCAGCAAUCGAAAGCACAUCACGAUCCGUUCGUCAACUUUACCGAUGAUGAUAAGCUGCACGAGAUCAAUGCACCCGACACCGUGGAUAGUGUUGUGGCCAAACCACGGCACACUGGGCGGAGUGUGAGCUUCAAGCUUCGAGAUACCAUCGAGGAACUGCAGGAAAUGGACCAUUAUCUACGCAGCACGGAAGAUAUCCGGAAUGUUACCGAUGACAGCGAUGACGAAUACCUGAAACCGGACGAGUUCGAUGCGGUCCCAAAGAAACGGGCCCCACCAACCCCGGAAGCAACGCCCGGUAUGUUUCACCGGGUGUCCGUGUUCCGGAACAUGUUGCUUUACAAUGCGGAAGCGUUCAUCAAGCAAAAAGUUCCUAGACUUCCGGAAGGAAUGUUCGAGCAUACGGAGCCGGACCGUACCGAAACGCGGAAAGUGGUAGAGCCCGAUCAGUACGACGGUGAUGCAAUAUCCUUACCAUCGCGCCGGCAGACGAUAGUGGGCCUGGAGCAGGACGAUAUGGUGGGCAAAACGGUGCUGUUCGUCGGAUGGGUUAUGUUCUUACUGAUGCGUAUGCUAUCGCUCUCCACGUUCUAUGUGUUUUUUCCCCUGUACUUCUGGAUGCUGGUCGCGAACCACUAUCUGCUGAUGAUCGCUUGCAUCAUCUACGAGGUGCGUCUGCACGAAAAGUUGGAGCGCUACUUCUUUUACCUUUUCCUCGCUUACAUGUACGUAUUUUCAUUGAUGGAGUUUAAAAUACGCUUCAUUCAUGUGCGCUGGUGGUACGUGGGUUACAUCGGUAUUGUGAUGUUGGAAAACGUCGCAAUGUUAGUGGUAUGGUUCAAUUUGGGCGUCUUUGAAUCCUGGUGGUUCUACUUUCUGCACCACACGAUCAUUGUGAGUGGUGCUUUAAGCAUCAUAUGUUUCCUGUUUUAUUACGCAUUUCUUCGCCCGAAGGAUAAGGUUUUGUUUGUAAAUGAGUGA
Molecule: messenger RNA, 1893 nt
Organism: Anopheles marshallii
Lineage: Eukaryota; Metazoa; Arthropoda; Insecta; Diptera; Culicidae
Exons: 2
Coding region: 1-1893 (630 amino acids)
Biological process (GO): apoptotic process involved in development; phosphatidylserine exposure on apoptotic cell surface; engulfment of apoptotic cell
Cellular component (GO): plasma membrane
Source: RefSeq, a predicted model, not a curated record